Molecule: messenger RNA, 863 nt
Organism: Micromonas pusilla CCMP1545
Lineage: Eukaryota; Viridiplantae; Chlorophyta; Mamiellophyceae; Mamiellales; Mamiellaceae
Exons: 1
Coding region: 201-863 (220 amino acids)
Source: RefSeq, a predicted model, not a curated record
AGGCGCGCCUCGCCGCGUCGUCGUCGCGCUCGAACGACGCCCCCCACCGCGCGGAGACGCGUAUCUCCUCGCUCGCGCCGCGCCGCGCGAACUCGAGCGAGCGACCCCCGCCCGGCGCCGACGGUCGACGGGCGCGGCGCGGACGGACGUCACCUCGGAAUUUGAUUUGAUUUGGACAGAUUAAUUAAUUACGUCACGGGAUGACGUCGCCUCCCUCGGACGCGGUGUCGCACUUCGGCCUCGCGUCCGCGCGCGACCUCGUCUGGGCGCACGCGGUCAACUCCAUCGCGCUCCUCGAGGCUGCGCUCGCGGACGACAGCGGCGUGCACAUGCUCGAGGUCGACCUCAUGCUCAGCAGGGAAGGCGUCGAGGCGCAUCGCGACGGCCGCGUCGUGCGCGCGUCCGACGUGCUCCUCGCGCACCCGCUCCCCACGCACGCGACGGAGCCGGACUUAUCCAGGGCGAGCGACCUCGACUUCGAGACGUUCGUUCGCGCGAUCGUGGCGCACGUUCGCGCGGAAGGCGCGCGACGGAUCGGCGUCAAGCUCGACUUCAAAGAGCUCUCGUGCGUCGAGCCGUGCGUCGCGCGACUGAAAGACGCGGGCGUCGGCGCGCCCGAGCGUCGCGGGUUCUUGGGCACCGGGAUCGGCUCGCCGAAGCGCGCCGCCGCGCUCGCGGCGACGCCGCUGUGGCUCAACGCGGACGUCGUGCGAGGACCGGGCGGGAGGGACCCGAUCGACGGCGAGCGCUUCGUGGAUUUGUGCGCGGCGGCGUGUCCGACGGCGACGCUGUCGCUCGGGUGCGUCCUGUCAUCUCACUGGUCCCCAUACGACCGCGUUCGCGUGGUGAACGCCGUUCCUUAA